Molecule: messenger RNA, 981 nt
Organism: Pseudozyma hubeiensis SY62
Lineage: Eukaryota; Fungi; Basidiomycota; Ustilaginomycetes; Ustilaginales; Ustilaginaceae
Product: carbohydrate esterase
Exons: 2
Coding region: 1-981 (326 amino acids)
Biological process (GO): carbohydrate metabolic process
Molecular function (GO): hydrolase activity, acting on carbon-nitrogen (but not peptide) bonds
Source: RefSeq, a predicted model, not a curated record
AUGCCAGCCAAACGAGUCCUUGUCUCGUACGGUGUCGACAUCGACGCCGUCGCCGGAUGGAUCGGCUCCUACGGCGGUGAAGAUUCUGUCUCUGACAUCUCUCGCGGUAUCUUCGCUGCCGAAGUCGGUGUCCCUCGAAUGCUCAAGAUGUUCGCUCGCAAGAACAUCCGCGCAACCUGGUUCAUCCCCGGCCACACGCUGGAAUCCUUCCCCACCGAAUGUCGUGCCAUCGUCGAUGCAGGUCACGAGAUCGGCCUUCACGGUUACACCCACGAAAACCCCAACGCCAUGUCCAUCGAACAGCAAAGGGAUAUCCUCGCAAAGACCUACAAACUUCUCACCGAGUUCGCCGGCAAACCCCCCACGGGAAGUGUCGCUCCGUGGUGGGAAACGAGCGAAGAAAUGGCGGAGUUGCUGCUGGAGUAUGGCAUCGAGUACGAUCACUCGAUGCACCAUCAUGAUAGUCAGUGCUAUUGGUUGACGACGGGGGACAAGUGGACAAAGAUCGACUACAACGCCAAGGCAGAGACGUGGAUGAAGCCUUUAGAGAGAGGAAAGACGAUCGGGCUCGUGGAGGUGCCUGCGAACUGGCACGUAGACGAUAUACCCCCGAUGCUCUUCAUGAAGUCUUCGAGCAACUCCCAUGGCUAUGUCAACCCCAGGGACAUCGAAGAGAUGUGGAAAGACAUGUUCGAAUGGCUGUACGAGAACGAAGAGGAUUUCGUGUUUCCUGUGAGUACGACCUGCUCGUCCGUCAUCCAAUCUUCUGGAAACUGUAUUGCUGAUGCCGUCAAUGACCUUCGUGCCCUCUCCGCGACACAGAUCACGGUGCACCCCGACGUCUCUGGCAAACCUCAAGUGUUGGCGAUGCACGAACGAUUCAUCGACUGGGUCAACACGCACGAAGGUGUCCAGUGGGUCACCAUGGACGAGAUGAACAAAGACUUUCGCAGCCGCAACAAGCCUCCUGCACAGACAUGA